Molecule: messenger RNA, 261 nt
Organism: Paramecium sonneborni
Lineage: Eukaryota; Ciliophora; Oligohymenophorea; Peniculida; Parameciidae
Source: the annotation of a GenBank genome assembly
GAAUAAUUUCAGGGAUGAGAAUUAAUAUAAAAACUUUGAGUUAUCGUUAUGUGACAACUAUUAAAAAAAGUUAAAAUGAUUUUGAAUAAAUAUUAAAAGGAUAGAAAAGUAUGUAAAUAUAAUAGUAAGAUUAUGGAAUUAGAGAGAUGAAAAAGAACUAUUUAAAAAUGAGAGUAUUUAUUGAAAGAUGUAAACAAAAAGUGAGGGAUAGUGGGAUUGAAUAAAAUUGAAAGGAAUAAAAUAAUUAUAAAUAUUGGUGUA